CUUUCAACAUCCUUUACUUGCUGUGUUCUGUCUGCAAAGUAAGCGGGACUACACACAAGGCAAGAAUUUAAGAGGCCGGUAGGAAAGUGCUUUGAGCUCCGCGACAAGUAGGGCAGCCGCAGGUCUGGUGGUGCAGACGCCGCUGGCAACUCAACUGUCGGCAGCCAUUUUGAAAGCCUUGUCGUGGUGUUGUUGCUGCAUAUCGUUUCACUGACACACCACCAUUAGCGUGGACACGACAACAACGACAAUGGCGACGGAAAGUGCACUUGAUGACGUCACAUCUAUUUGUAGCGUGUGUCUGGAGCCGUACAAGGGCCGCAAUCCUAAGCUGUUACCAUGUUUUCAUACUCUGUGUCUUCCUUGUUUGAAAGAUCUUGAGAUGCAUCAUAUGGUUUCACCAGACAUCAGUAUUGCUGGGGUAUCUGAGAGAGACAAGAGACCUUCGACCUUCCCGUGCCCAACGUGUCGGUCAGUUAUUACAGUGCCACCUGGCGGGGUCGAGCAGUUUCAGACAAAUUUUUACUUGAACGAGAGAAUCCCUACCUGUGAGGUCUGUGAUGGAGGUAAGGAGGCAAAGUACAAGUGUACUAAUUGUGGUCACAAUAUGUGCGCCAAGUGUCAGCGGUGCCAUGCCAAAUUUUUCACCGAUCAUGAAGUACAGCCCAUCGCCUCUAGAUGCCAGCAGUCCCCUCAACAGAGCCUUGAUCCUCUUAAUAAGGAAACAAUCGCAGAUCACAUCAAAGUGCUGGAGGCGGCGCUGGUGACGAUGGGGGAUGAGAAGGUCUCCCUGCAGAGGGAGAGGCAGGAGGUGGCUGACGUCAUCACCAAACGGGCCGAAGCCUUGAGGGCGCUGGUGACACAAGCAGAAGAGUGUAGCCAGAGGGCGUUGGCUGACUGGACAAAGAAACUUGACGAAGAGAUUCAAGCGGAAAUGACCUUUGUCCGUGACAGGUACUGUAAAAUCUGGCAACUGUCCCCUCAGGGAGGGGACAAAGGACAAGCAGCUGUCACACACAGACAUAAGCAGACGGUCCUUCUCAGUGACUACGAGUUGAACCAUUAUCAACAGCGAGGCAGCAAGGGGAGGGAAGCAAAGAUAAUUCAGCAUCAGUACAAGGACUGUGCCAUAGACCUGCAGGCUGUAGAAGCCUACAUAGGCACAGUAUGGGCCAACUCGGAACCUACAGGGGAGACAAGCAGCUUGGUGUCACCUCUCGUCUACAGUGAAACGAAUGCUGCAGAGAGAUGCGGAAGUGACGUACAUACUGCUUCCCAGACCUCAGACACGACACAACUCACACAGGACUUGGCGGACAUUAAGCACAAGGUGAAGACAUUGGAACUGCUUGUUGAUAGCGGAUCUCAACAUUUGAAUGAAACAGAACUUAAAGGUUUUAAGGAAGAAAGCUCAAAACUAAAAAUCAGUCUGACAGCUUUGAAAGAAGAGGUCACAAAGAUACAGCAGACGAUAGUCAGUUUUAAAGGAGACAUGUCAAGUAUGCAAAAGAACAUGAUCAAAAUGCAAGAAGACUUGAGAGUUGAUAACACUGGAUUAAAGAAGGAUAUUGCCACUAUUAAAAAAGAUACUACUUUACUUCAAAAACGAAAUAAGAGCUUUCAUGAUGACUUGAGCAAGGAUCUGAAGAGUUUUAAAGAAAAUUCUAGCAUUACCGUUGCAUUUAACGGCGUACUUAAAGAAGACAGAGAAAUCAGCAGGACAAGAGAAACUCUGAUAAUGAAUGUCGAAAAGUGCAACGUGGGUCAAGCUUAUGACGAGGAGACAGGUGUUUUCACCGCCCCUGUCACAGGUACUUACUUCUUUCUGGCCAGGGCGUUGAAAGCAAAAGGGCCCGAGUUCUGUGGGCUUAUUAUCACCGUGGAUGGAUCUGAAGCCACUCGGUCAAAAUCCCAUGAUGGCGAGCUGCAGGCCGGGGUUGGCUGUUCACUGUGCACUUAGUUCAGCGACUGACCCAAGGACAGAAGGUUCGGCUGGAGGCAGGGGGCGACACCACACUGCGAAGACUUUAUACGUGUUUUUCUGGCGUCUAGUCAGACCAGACAUUGCCAAUGUGUAGCUGCAAUACAGUUCUAUCCGCUAGUGUUCUUUCUUUUAUGAUCAGCUUUUGGGUUGUUCGUAGUCUUUGACUACAGUACGUCAACCUUGCCUGCACACAAGCAUAUACUCUUUACAAUUUUUAUUACAUUAUUAAAUGUAGUAAUGCAUAAUCUCAGUUAAGGUUUCAGGAAUGUAUGAGAUCUGGGUAUAAGAUAUUUCAAGCGAGACAAUUUAAGUCAUGAGUGUCAGAAUGGGCAUUAAUAUUUAGCCACAACAUGUACAACUACGGCCGAGACACCUUCUAUUUACCCAGUUAUAAUCGCAGUGUGAUAAACUGAGACAUAGAAAGAACUCGCAGUGAAGAAACAGUGCUCAUGUAUGUUACAGUAGAUAGUGAUUAUAACGGGAAUUGACAGCAUUGUAACAUUAGAAAAAACGGAUAGCACGGAUAUCAUCGUGAUCCUUUUUAGACGGGUCAAGUUGCUGUGUCUUUUGGAUGACAUGUUUGUUUAGUAAACCAUUUUUUGUUGCAA
Molecule: messenger RNA, 2592 nt
Organism: Pomacea canaliculata
Lineage: Eukaryota; Metazoa; Mollusca; Gastropoda; Architaenioglossa; Ampullariidae
Exons: 5
Coding region: 251-1960 (569 amino acids)
Biological process (GO): positive regulation of DNA-templated transcription
Cellular component (GO): chromatin; nucleoplasm
Molecular function (GO): protein binding; zinc ion binding; ubiquitin-protein transferase activity
Source: RefSeq, a predicted model, not a curated record